ACAAACAGAACAAGUCAACUCCUCGGUGUUCUUAAAACAAAUAGCAAAAAUGGGUGGAUGUUAAGAGUUUUCAACUCAGCAGCAAGUAGCCCCUCAAAAAUUAAAAAUCAGAGCAGUGGUUCUCAAACUCAGCUGCACGUUACAAUCUCUGGGGGAGCUUUAAAGAAAUCUCAAUGUCCAAGUCAUUCCCCAAACCAGUUAUGCUGACAUUCCGGUGGGUGGACAUCAGGCAUCAGUAUUAUUUAAAAGUCCCCCCAGGUUAUUCCAAGUUUGAGAACCACUAAUGUAGAGUGUGCAUGUACACAAGUGCUCCUCGACCCUAACUGGACACCAGAAUCACCAGAGAAACUUAGACACUAUUGUCCGCUCCAGUAAGCCAAAGACCUUGAUUUUCUUUUUUUAAUGAAAAAACAUUGAUUUCUUUUUUUCUAAGCUCUCACGUGAUUCUUAUAUGUUAGCCGGGGCUAGGAAUGACUAGGUCACACUAUAAAGGUACACACUUAGCUCUACUUAAGUUAAGCCACCACCACAGACCCAGAACAUCCCCCAGCGGAACGACUCCUAUGCCAGUGAAAAACGGCACCCAUGUUGGAGGAGGGGAGGAUUCCACUGAAAUCUAAAAAAUAUUUAGGUUAGAAGUUGGGUUUUCUUACUUUAAAUGUAACAAUUUUAAUUUUUUAUUUCAAUGUAUAAAUUCCUGUUUUACCUUUGUUAGUUUUUUGAUCUAUAGCUGAAUGGAAAGAGAAAAUACGAAGAAUCUUAUGAGUAAGAUGAUAAUUUGGAUAUUUCCUGUGAUUAAGGAAAGCCCUGAAAACUGUGCUUAUAUUUGGCACUAUAUGAUAUGGGAACAAAAUUUGAAAAAGUUUGGCUCUGAUAUAAAAAUGAAUCGUGUUCAUGGAUACGAGUCUCAACAAUUCUAGAAUAGUUCUAGAACUGAACUGAUGGAAUCCUAAAGAGACUAACACUGAGCAAUUCCGUAACAAGUUUCCCCUGACCUCUUUAAGUCCUCACUCUUAAGUUUUUCUCAUGGGAAACAUAACCAAGAGGGGCAGCAGGGAGCCGGUCACUGGCGGUGCCAAGUCACCGGAAGAAGGCCCACCUGCAGCACUCCACACUCAAGUCUACGAAGCCGUAAUGAGAGAAGACUGCACUGCGAUCCAGGCACUGCUAAGAAGCCACCCCGUCAAUCAGCCCAUAACCGUGCUGGGCAACUCCACCAGCUACCGGUUACUUGGGAACGAGCAGAUGCAGUCCGUCAUCCCCAUUCAUCUGGCUGCCGAAUACCGCAAGGCACAAAGUUUGCGCUGUUUGCUAGAACAUGGCGCGGACCCAGACAUAAGGGACACGAGAGGCCUCACCGCACUUCACCUGAUGCUACUGCACUGGCCGGUCACUUCUAGCAUGUCAACAAAACCGGGGAACAGAAUCCAAAGGCUGCUGACAGACAUUCAGCGUAACGCCGUGACAUGUCUCCGCGUUGUGUGUGAGCACGGAGCUCAAGUGAACGCUUGCGUGGACAACAGCAACAAGCUUUCACCCCUCCACCUGGCCGUAACAUACGGGACCUACCCAGUUCUCACCAUCUUAGCCCAAAGCGGUGCCCAUGUCAACGCCAUUAAUGAAUCCAGUAUGACACCCCUUCACAUGGCUGCAGAUAUACUGAAUAAGGAGAUGAUGGAGACGCUCAUUGCCUGCGGAGCAAACGUCAACUGCGCCGUCUCGUCCACAGGGAACACGGCUCUAAAGCUGGCGGUGUGCACCGCAUCCAGCAAAGCCGGCCGCCUGCUGGCAGCGGGGAUCAGCUGCAUCCGUGUGCUGCUGACUCACGGCGCCCACGUGAAUGCCCAGGACCAUGAAGGCCUCACAGCCAUCCACGAGGCAUGUUUCGGAGGCAGAGAGGCAAUAAUCCACCUCUUGCUGGAAUUUGAAGCAAACGUUAAUAUCUUAACGAAAAAUGGCGAGUCUCCGAUCUACAUGUACCUACAGCGCAGCUCCAACAUCAGACACACCGCGCUUCUUGCCAAGCUGCUUUACCACUCCUACCCUUUGCGACUGACCAAUAACCAAGGAUUUCUACCUGCAGGAAUCAUGCUACCGGAAUUCCAGCUCUUAAGGGAAACCCUAAUAAAGUUAUCUCAAAAACCCUUAUCCCUAGAGGACAUCUGUAAAAGAAAUAUCAGAAAUAUUUAUGGUGAGAGAUACAAACAACACGUGAAACACCUUCUCCCGGGGAAGAUGUGGAGUUCUGUAUAUGGAUAUUAUGACUUAGCUUGCCUCUUGAAAUAAGACCGCAAAGUUUCACAGUGCCAAAGAAUUCCAGUAUCGCCAAUUACAUUUUCUGGCUACACACAUAUCCAAAAAUACUCAACCCAUUGCCUUCUAAACCUCAAACGUACAAACCACUGGUCCUUAAACCUUUCUCAAAAAAUAAAAUGAUCUGCAUAUUCACUUGUUCCUAAAUAUUCUUUGAAAUGCAUCUUCCAUGAUUUAAUUUUGUCCCCAAAAUUAAGCAAAUUCAUUUAAAACUCUUAGUAAAAGAAGUAAAUAUAUUUUCUCUUUCUUGAUGGCCUUUUGUGGAUAAAAACUGGAAUAGUCAUUACAGAUUUUUCAAACAGCAGAAAAACUUGUCCCAUGUUAAAUUUCCUUUAAGAUGGAUAAUUACAGAAACAAGUUUGCCCUCAAGGCUGAAACAACAGAUGAGUACUUCUGUCAGUAUUACAUAAUUUGGCACCAUCAACUACAGUAGUAGUACCCAGUCAGAGCACACUUACUACCUGAAAAACAGUGAGAAUUUCUAACGUCCAAAGAUUACUGUUUUUAAAUUCAUUCUGAAGUUUUCAUGUUCUGGAUCUAUAAAACAAUGAUUUCAAUAUGAAGGUAAUGAUAUCGUUCCAAGUAGAUGAACUAAGAUACACAAUCCCAUUUAAUUUAAAGAACCAACACCAAGUCACCCCUGAUAAGUUUCCAUUAUUUUA
Rhinolophus ferrumequinum (greater horseshoe bat) is the source of this 2975-nucleotide messenger RNA. RefSeq names its product ankyrin repeat domain 61 (gene ANKRD61). The coding region runs from base 1027 to 2286 and encodes 419 amino acids. Gene Ontology annotation, cellular component: nucleus; cytoplasm. The record is from RefSeq and is a predicted model, not a curated record. The transcript is spliced from 3 exons. Gene Ontology annotation, molecular function: protein binding. Lineage: Eukaryota; Metazoa; Chordata; Mammalia; Chiroptera; Rhinolophidae.